Messenger RNA from Brassica oleracea var. oleracea, 693 nucleotides. Its product is annotated as polycomb group protein FERTILIZATION-INDEPENDENT ENDOSPERM-like. The transcript is spliced from 7 exons. The record is from RefSeq and is a predicted model, not a curated record. The coding region runs from base 1 to 693 and encodes 230 amino acids. Gene Ontology annotation, molecular function: nucleosome binding; protein binding. Gene Ontology annotation, biological process: negative regulation of transcription by RNA polymerase II. Gene Ontology annotation, cellular component: ESC/E(Z) complex. NCBI's taxonomy places the organism in Eukaryota, Viridiplantae, Streptophyta, Magnoliopsida, Brassicales, Brassicaceae.
AUGGCGACUGGUCAAGUUAUAGUGGAAGAGAUGAAUCCAAAGAGCGACGAUCAGUAUAAAGCUUGGAAAACACUCGAUCACCCCACAAAAUUAAAAGCUGUUGCAUCAAAUCACCUGUUAAGUUCAUUUUACCGAUUUGCUGUAGCCGGUGGAAACAUGGUUACAAUUUGUGAGUUGCCUAAUGAUGCUGCAAAUAAUCUCGUUCUAAAUGAGAAACCUUAUAUAGAUGAUACGGUCGUUGAAUCGUUUUUGGCUGUCAGCUGGGCAGAGAAAGACGAUACGCACUACAUACUUGCUGGAGGAUUAAUGUGCAUAAUCAGGUCAUCAAUUACUUUGUCUGGUCAUGACGAUAGUAUCACUGACAUACAGUGUAGUCCAUUCGAUAAUGCACUUGUGUUAAGUGCAAGCCAGGAUCGAACUGUUCGGUUGUGGAGUACUAAGGCGGGGGUGUGUCUUAUCAAAUGCUGCCAGAAGUCCGAGAGCUCAGUUCCCCUUCUUUCAGUAUCUUUUUAUCUUUCGGAUACGUCUUCUGUUCUGGGUACCAAGAAGCUAAUAUGUGGACUAAGAAAAAUUACAAGACCCAAAAGGGAGAACAAGUUGGCCAACCCAAGUCUUGAAAGGAUAACGGCGGUUCCUAGCAUUGACUGUGUCCGCUGUUUGGAAACGCAAGCGUUGUCACAGGUUAGUGGUUAA